UGGUCGCGAGGACUCCACUUGCGGAAACAGACGAACAACGGUUCAAACGUACGUUGGAUGUGGCGCUGCUAGCACCAGGGACGCAAGACUAAACACCAGCUUUUUUUUUUUUUUUUUUGGUUUAAAAAAAAUAAUAAUAAUAACGGGACAUAGUAUUGUUGAAUAAUUAAUUUUCGGCAGCAUUCAUGAAAUAGCUGGUAAUUACAUAGCAGGAUAAAUAAUGAUUUCGCCGUGGGACCGGUGGUACUCGACGAGCUGCUGCCUGUGCUGCCAUGUACGGACGGGCACCAUUAUUCUGGGAAUAUGGUAUAUGCUCAUCAAUGCCGUGGUCCUACUCAUCUUGUUGUCGGCUCUCAAUGACCCAAUUCAAUACCGCUACCACCUUACCAGCUCUGAGCUGGGAACCGACAUUGAUGUCAUGGACGAUGCAAAUAUCUGCAUAGCCACUGCAAUAUCCCUACUCAUGAUUCUUAUAUGUGGCAUGGCAACAUAUGGUGCUUACAAGCAACACGCAGCUUGGAUCAUUCCGUUCUUCUGCUACCAAAUCUUCGACUUUGCCCUUAACACACUGGUAGCCAUUAGUGUGGUGGUUUAUCCCAACACGGUGCAGGACUACCUUCAGCAGCUGCCAGGGACAUUCCCUUACAAAGAGGACAUCAUGUCCACCAACAACAUGUGCCUAGUUUUUGCAGUCCUCCUUUUCAUUGGAUGCAUCCUCUCCUUCAAGGCCUACCUGAUUGGCUGCGUGUGGAACUGCUACAGAUAUGUGAGCGGCAGGGGCACCACGGAGGUUCUGGUUUAUGUCACCACCAACGACACCACGUUCAGUGAGUUGAUACCUCUGAAUGUUAAAGGUUCUGCUCCCACCGUACGAGGAGGCUAUUGCCAUACCACCGAAGGAGCCCCCUCCCCAGUAUAUGGAGGCAUGAGAGACACCCCAUUUGCUGGAUCCUAUACCCCAAAUAUAUUCCUAUACCCAAUACCUACUACUACAUCUCCCUCCAACAGUAGGACCCCGAUACUGGCUGGAACGUGUUGAAAAGCAAGACCAAACAAUGUCUUAGAGGCCGGUUUCAGCUUGGAUUCCUGCCAACCUUAGAUUAGAUUAGGCCAACCCUUCGCCAGUAUUGCCAUUAACUCUCCCCCCUUACCCCACCCCCAAACACCACCCUUGGUUGUUGUGACGUACUUUCCUCCCCCCUUGUCUCCUAUGUCCUGCUCCAAGGGCAAUAUCGGAGCAACUUCAUCCGCCACCACCAACCCUCCCCUCUUGGCAGUUGCUGUCCCCCUGGCAGCAUCUAAACUCUUGCACGCCCCCGAACACUCUGUCCCAACUCAAUUUGCACUUUUCUCUGAGUGAAACGUGCACCGGUCAGGCCACCAACUGUUAACCCCCCAAUACUGUGAAUCUCCCUCGUGGUCUUUGUCUAGAAACCAACUACCUGAAGAGAGAUAGCGACAGAGAGAGUGAGAAGGAAAGCGACAUACACGAUCAGUUAUGCAAGAGCACUUUUUUCAGAAAUCGACAAAUUUCCUUCAUUGAAUGUAAUGUCGAGGUAUUUUUGUAUGACUUUUUUGUAUAACAGUGAAAACUGAGAGAAAAUGAAGUGAGUAGUGAAAGGCUGUUCUGUUGUGAUGAAACAUCAUCUGCAUACUGGUGUAGUUUGUCCUGCAGGAAAUCGCAUCGAGAAAAAAAAGGGUCCCUUGACCAAUAACAACUGCGUCUUCCUUUUGUAUCCACGUUACAAACUGUGUGUAAACUUGUAACCCAUUGACUGCCAGUGAGAACCUUGUUCACCCAUUGUACCACCAUAUUCCAGUUUGCCUUCUGGUCCAUUUCCUGUCUUUUCCGAGAACUCAAAACGUUAAGAAAGACUGGCAUUAAUGUAUCAGUCCAGUGAAGCACUUAUCACAAACAUACACGUUUUACACACUACAGAUCCACAUCCAAAAAGGCAAUACACAUACUGUAAAAUGUGUGAACAGAGUGUGAAAAUAUUUCAGUGAAGUCCUUUUUUCCCGUUGAGUUGCAGCUGCAACAGCAUCGUCUGUGUCUUUUAUUGUUUUUGUUUGUUUUUUUACAUGGAUCAUGGUGUAUAAUCUGAUCUUUUUAGUUGAGCUAACUUAGCUGGACUGAGGGCAUUUUCCUACAAAGACGGCGUGACAUGCUGCUGUACAUGCAGAGACUGUGUUUGUGUGUGCGUGCGUGCGUGAGUGUGUGAGCGCGUGUGCUUGCCUGAGUACUAUGAUGUAACUCCUAGGUCCUUUAUAUGUAGUAACUUUCUUUUUUGCACAUGCAGUGAUAUCAUGUUGAGAUAUUUCCUGUGCUGGUGACCUUUUUAAAAUGAACGAUGGAUGGGAAUCUAAAGCCGUGAAUUAGCUUAGUAUAGUAGCACAAAAUCAAUAUACACAAUAUGAAGGUAGAUGCUUGUAUUUUGCCUGUAACUAUUUAGGCAACAAGUUGAGACAUAAUAAUGGAACAAACCAUAUUAGAUAUACCUAAUCCCAUUUCUUUUCUCCAAUAAUUCCUAAGUAGUGUUUGCUAUCAGCUGAAAAAACUUUAAAUAAAAGAAACGUUUUGUCAUCCGGACUAUGCAACAGUGCAUCCAACAACUCGUUAGACCUGGAAAUACACGUAGUAUUCCAUUUCAUACUAAUAUUGUAGUUGAUAAUGUAGUCAUGUUGGCCCUUUCAUCGUUGUCCCUGUGUGAAUUACGACCACUGCUUCUGCAAAUCCAACAAAGCUGAAAAUGAAAUUGCACUUUAAAGUCAGCGUAAGCUCACUGAAAACCGAUGUGUUUGUGUUGUGUUCAUGUUUACCACGGUAUGCUGUAGCUAAGUGGUUCUAAUAUGAGCAGCCACCCUCUUCUGGAUGGCACAGGCUUCUAAAACAUCACAUUUACAAAUCAAUAUUUCCAUUUGCGAUGUGACUGAAGGAGUAUAGAUUAUAUACUAUCUGGACUUGAUUUUUGGCUCAUUUUAUUAGAAUCACUUCAAGACUGUUCUCCAUUGCUUUCCAUUCACACACAUCCUCUUGUUGGAUCUGCAUGAGCUCAUGUCUUUAAUUCUGAAUAAUAAAAAGCUAAAUUAA
This is a messenger RNA of Dicentrarchus labrax (European seabass), 3091 nucleotides long. RefSeq names its product lysosomal protein transmembrane 4 beta (gene laptm4b). Gene Ontology annotation, cellular component: lysosomal membrane. NCBI's taxonomy places the organism in Eukaryota, Metazoa, Chordata, Actinopteri, Moronidae. The coding region runs from base 221 to 1039 and encodes 272 amino acids. The transcript is spliced from 8 exons. The record is from RefSeq and is a predicted model, not a curated record.